Molecule: messenger RNA, 1472 nt
Organism: Heteronotia binoei (common prickly gecko)
Lineage: Eukaryota; Metazoa; Chordata; Lepidosauria; Squamata; Gekkonidae
Gene: SFN
Product: stratifin
Exons: 1
Coding region: 117-857 (246 amino acids)
Biological process (GO): signal transduction
Cellular component (GO): cytoplasm
Molecular function (GO): protein kinase binding
Source: RefSeq, a predicted model, not a curated record
CUGAUCCCAAGAGCUGAACUCGGCAGACACUCUGACAGCUCUUGGAGCAGCUGCCUGAUCCUUCUCAUAGCCGGCCUCCUUGCCCCAUCAGCUCUCCCUUCUGCGGCUCCCCCAAAAUGGCAAGGAACCACCAAGUACAGAAAGCUAAGCUGGCCGAACAGGCUGAGCGUUAUGAGGACAUGGCUGAGUUCAUGAAAACGGUGGUGGAGGAUGGAGCUGAGCUCUCCAACGAGGAACGCAACCUCCUUUCCGUUGCCUACAAGAAUGUGGUCGGCUGCCAAAGGUCUGCUUGGAGGGUCAUAUCCAGCAUCGAGCACAAGACCGAAGGAGGGGAUGACAAAGCACAGCUGGUCAAUGAAUACCGGGAGAAGAUUGAAAAUGAACUGAAGUGCGUCUGCAAUGUUGUGUUAAGUCUCCUGGACAAGCAUCUCAUAAAGAAAGCGAGUGACCCAGAAAGCAAAGUGUUCUACCUGAAGAUGAAAGGCGACUAUUUCCGCUAUCUGGCUGAGGUUGCUACCGGGGACGACCGCAAGCAGAUAAUUGACAAUGCCCGGAAAGCAUACCAAGAGGCCAUGGACAUCAGCAAGAAGGAGAUGCAGCCCACCAACCCCAUCCGCCUGGGUCUCGCCCUCAAUUUCUCAGUUUUCCAUUAUGAGAUCGCCAACGCCCCAGAAGAGGCCAUCAAGCUGGCAAAGACCACCUUCGACGAGGCCAUGGGGGAUCUCCACACGCUCAGCGAAGACUCCUACAAAGACAGCACCCUCAUCAUGCAGCUUCUCAGAGACAACCUCACGUUAUGGACAGCAGAAUGCGCGGGAGAAGAAGGGGGAGAAGCUGGUGAAGAACCCAGAAACUGAACUUUGCAAACCACUGAAUAACUCCCCGUAACUCCUCGUCCACCCUUCUCUCUUUUUCUUUUCCAAACUCAUUCUAUUUUUAAUAAGGAGGCAGCUCCAACUCCUGGAAGCUCCAGCUGGAUUUCAGCAACACAAGGGAACUGAUUAAUUUGCAUGGGAUUCAAGUGCUUACCUUACCCCUCCUUGUGUGGCAGCUUUGGGGGGGGGGCAUCACUGUCCCUUGCUCUUCCUGGUAUGUGACCUCUACUGCAAUUGAACACUUCUAGCUUAGUAUAGUUUCUUGUUUCCAGUUCAGCCCAUGCUUAGCACAAAAGUCUUAUUGACCUGUCAUGGAGGACUGCACUUUUUUUUGGAGGGGGGUGGGUGGGGAACGUAAAAUCACAGGAAAUGUAAAAGUGUUUGAAAUUGCUAAGAUCUCAAAAAAACAACAACAGCUGGGCAGAGUUAAGCUUCUUUCUUAUUCUGAAGGGGGAGUUUUCUUACUGUUGUAAGAAAAUGGGUGGUGGGCCUCGAGGGGGCUCUUCGAAAUGGGUUAACAAUAGUGAUCUCAAGAGGGCCUCUUGUUGUUCAUGGUGAUUUCCUACCGUGUUCCUCCCCAAUAAAAGUUCACUUUCA